GUGCAGUGUUAAGGACGCGUUGGUUUCAAAGACGGUGUUGUUGAACGUGCAGUAAAUUAGCUUUCAUGUGAUGUAUGUAUCCUGUGACCCUUUCAAUCAAACGGGAAGAGGCGAGUCGGAAGAACGUGUUUCCUAACGGUAUCCACGAUGAAAUAAUUUACGUAAUUCUUUUCUGAUCAAGAAAUCGGAUAAAGAUAUUGAUCAAGGCAAACCGUCACGACAGGUGCUGCGAGUCGGCGAGGGCUCUCGACCACUCUCAUAACCCGGCGAGCUGUGUGCGGAGCGCAUUGGCUAUCUGGAAACGACACUCACCAUUAAGGAGUCUCCGUUGAAGCCAUUCUUGCCGCGGCAGUGCUGCAGAGUUGUCGCGCCAACUGGAGGCACAGCUCCUGAUAAGAGAGCGGAUAUCGGAAAAGAGAUUUGAGGGCUCUCACCGCUGGCUUCGUGUGUUUUUCUUAGUAGGAAGCGUUGCCACUUUCCGGCCUUUUGCUGCAGGUAUUAGAUACCUAUAGUGUGGCACGAGUCUUAAGUAUUGCCAGCUACCUUUGGAGACAUAUGCGACUGAUUUUGCAGUGACGCUGUGGAUACUUUGCUCGCCUCCAGCAGGCAAACUAUUAGUUUUGUGAUAUACUGUGCUUGGUGUUUCUGCUUGGAUUAACGCCAGUGAAUCAAGGUAAUUGUUAAUAUUAUUCAAUAUAUGGUAUUGAGUAUUUAUCUCGUCUCCAUAACUGUCUUAGUGUGUGUUACCUUAUGAAAUUGCACUUCGUACAUACAAAAGGAAAAUCUCUGAGAAAAGGACGGUAUUUCGCCGACGAACGCUUCUCCUAACACUCUUGGACUCGUGUAUUUAAGCUCACAUCACGGUGUUCUACGCUUCGCCAUGUUCUUUAACACAAGAUUCAGCUUAAAGAAUACCUCCCUUGAAUAAUUACACAUAACCUAAGACAUUCAGUCAAGACAUUGACUGUCUUUAUUAACCACUGAACGGAGACAGCGGUUCUCGUGAAAGACAAGACUGUAGGUUUCAUUAAACUGGGAUAUUAACAACUUGGAAUCGGAGUGUGCCCUGCUGCACACAAUGUGAAGGGACGCCCGUGUGUGGACUGCACGGACUUGUGGACCUCGAUGUCAUGGAAUAUUUCAUGUCUACAUGAUGGUCGUUGUGGUGGACAGACGGGGCUCUGACGCGUUGUCCGGCGUUGUUAGUCAAGAAUAAACACUUAAAAGACAUUGAUAAAACGUUGAUGACAUCGUGUGUCCUGUCAGGAUUCCUUUGGAAGAGCUCACACGUAGUCUCAUCCUAUUGACGUCAGUGCUUAUCAACGUCAAGCGUCGCGGUAACGUUAUAGCCUCAUUCUGGUCUUUUGACGUCGCAACCUUGCCCUUGCGGACCGGGGGAUAGCGGCCAACCUGUAGUCACGGAUCAUUCAGACUGACGUAUUUUUCCUGGAAUGACCUGUAUGGCAUUUGUUGAUGCUUGGUAGGAGUUGACGUUGAGCUUUCGUGUUUAACAAACAGUUGAGUGCUCAUCGAGUGUGUGUUUACGAAGAACAGGUUCGAAAAUUAUGAAAUAGCUAAAAUACGGCUGUUAUUCUUGUGGAUGUACGACACGGGGGACGCGUGACGUCAUUACGGGGACUUCGUGCUACUGAAGCUGGUUCACGGAUCCCUGAUAUGAAACGCAAGAUGACUUCUAUACGUGAUUGAAUGAAGCGGAAGGAUUUCCUCGGCCAUCAACAUACUGAGUAUUAAUACUGAUUUGAUACUGUGAGUACUGACAGAAAACAUCCUCGAAAGGAGAUUAAUAGUUAUUUCGGCGUGUCUGACUUAUCCACAUUUCUGCGGGACCAAAUAUUGACCACAAGUUUGUUGAACUAAUUUCUCAGCCAGAGCUUAGGAUCUGGUAACGGCGAAGAGAGCUGCUUGUGGAAUUAGUCACUCUGUGCGCCGUGAGACAUCAUGCUGUGAUGGACGGCAUGAUCGACAAUAUAUCGGCAGAUUCAAAGAUGGCGACCACCGACAUGUCUACCACGCUAAACUCAACAUAUCAUUCUACCCCUCCCCCCAUGAUGAAGAAAUACCUGUUUCUACCAAUGAUGUUCCCAGGACAAUACUCGGUUCCGAUAAAUGGUUACAUCUCGCCGAUUCUUGUAUUCCUGACAAUCAUCAACAACACCUUGGUGUGCGUUGUUCUCUUGAAGCGGCACAUGCGAUCUCCUACCAAUGUACUCCUAGCUGCCAUGGCGAUCUCCGACAUGUUGACCGGGGUAUUCCCCGUGCCAAUAUUCAUCUACUUCUUUGGGACAGAACGGUUUCGAGAAAUUGUACCGUAUGAAUGGUGCUACGCAUAUAAGUACUUAUCGGAAUAUAUACCAAUCAUUUUCCACACUGCAUCUAUUUGGCUAACAAUGGCUCUUGCCAUUCAAAGAUAUAUCUAUGUAUGUCAUUCGUUUCGAGCGAGGACGUGGUGUACCAUACCGAACGUUAUCCGAGGGACGGUUGUUAUAUACCUUAUAGCCAUAUUAAGUCAACUAUGUAGGUUCUUCGAGGAGGAGAUAACUCCAGUUGCGCUUCCCUCCGAGCUCCACCUAAAUCAGACUGUGAUUGGCUGUGAGUUCGGCCAUCGGAAGUGGGUAGUAGGAAAGUUAGAUAUAUAUUAUAACAUCUAUUUUGGGUUUCGGGUGAUUUUCAUCCAUCUAGUACCAUGUAUCUCUCUAGUCGUCAUGAACGCGUUGUUAAUCUACGCCAUGCGUUGUGCGCAACGUCGGCGCAUGCAGUUGUUACGUCAGAACAAAAAAAGCGAAUCCAAAAAGUUGAAAGAUAGCAACUGCACGACGUUAAUGCUUGUGGCAGUCGUGGGGCUGUUCCUCCUUGUGGAGUUCCCCCUCGGUAUACUAAUGAUCAUUAUGAUUGUGGAAAAUACGUUCGGCGUUUCCAUCAUCGAGAGGGAGACAAUGAACAUUCUCUCCCUCAUGUCCAACUUCUUUAUCCUCCUGAGUUACCCCCUCAACUUCUUUAUUUACUGCGGAAUGAGUAAACAGUUCCGGGAGACAUUUAAACGCCUGUUUACUGGAGGCCAAGUUCAGCUUGAUCGUGACUACUCGCAGUAUAUGACCUUGCCAACAGAAAAUGGCAGAACGGCCGUCACUGGUGACGAGACCGCGCUGUAGGUCGACAUGGCCUGAAUUACGAUCAUUACUGAAAAUCAGACUAGUUGAUGUGGUUCCGGAGUUGCUGGACCAUUGCAGGCGACGCCCCUGUUUGGUGUGACGUUAAGAAUAACGACGACGUGUUUUAUUCACGGAACAACCGCCAGGACUUCAAAGGGCUUUCUGUUUGUUAUGGAAAUAUUUUUGUGAAGAAUAAGUGACUUGUGUCCUCCUUGCCAUUGGAACAUGAACCAUGAAUACAAUGGACCAGGUUCUUCAGAAGGAUACUGACGUACCUGCUGGUUUUUCCUAGUGCUACGAAUGUUGACAGACACAUCGGUGUGACUGCACAAAUAUGGACAAAUCUAAGUUUUGUACGCUUUUUCUUUGCAAGAUACGCCGUGACAUGCUUCAAAAAUGACCUAUAUAUUGUAGCGCGUGUUUGAUUCCUUUUUCCUUCUCUGUUGCCAUGACUACAACUUUCAAAACGUCACCCGAACGGAAACCUAUUCAUCAUGCCAAUCCAAGGACAAAUGUGAACCACAGCUUCGAUAGUCGUCAAGUGUAGACUAGUAAAGCAGUAGAAAAUAGCAGGCUGAUUUAUCUCACUUUGGUACAGCCUUGACCCCUCUGUACCUCAAAGCGAGGCCAGUUUGGCGCCCUGUAAUCAGCCUGGUAUUGGACUGUUUUCAUGGUCUCGUCGCUGUAUAUUAUCAUGCAAUCACCUCACAAUAACAACAGACUUUACCUUUCAUGAUAAUCAGUAUCUUUCAUGAUAAUCAGUAUUAUAUGAAAGUUUUGAAAGUGUUUCCUAUGAAAGCAUGUUAUAUAUCUACAUACUUGUUGACAGGUGUCUUACUCGCCAGAGUGUAUAUACAUAAAUAUAUUACAUACAUAUAUUAUAUAUUAUAUCUAUAUCUAUACAUAGGUGUGCCCGUCUUCUUUCUCUGCUGCCUGUCGUUGUGCCAAUAAACUAUUUAAACCUUG
Messenger RNA from Haliotis rufescens (red abalone), 4136 nucleotides. RefSeq names its product sex peptide receptor-like. Gene Ontology annotation, biological process: G protein-coupled receptor signaling pathway. The record is from RefSeq and is a predicted model, not a curated record. NCBI's taxonomy places the organism in Eukaryota, Metazoa, Mollusca, Gastropoda, Lepetellida, Haliotidae. The transcript has 4 exons. Gene Ontology annotation, cellular component: membrane. Gene Ontology annotation, molecular function: G protein-coupled peptide receptor activity. Bases 1968 to 3170 code for a protein of 400 amino acids.